AUGUCCGAAAAGCACCGAGCGCUGCCGACGUGGAUGCAAAAGAAAACCAAAGACAAAGCGCCUCUGAAGAGUCAGAGAAAACGGAAAUCCGCAAGGGUUGCUUUCUACUGCAUGAACGAGGCCGAGCUGGUGGAAGCAGCCGUUUCCUGUCUUACCCACCACGGCCGCGAGGAUGCGGUGCUCCCGGUUCACCAGCAGGGGGCUGCAGAGGAAAAAGCAAAGCACACCACGGUGAAGAAAGAGGAACCCGGCAGAUCAAAAAUAACAGCAGAGCCCGAGAAUUUAGAGGAAGGCGAUGACCUGGAGACCACAUACGUCUCCGAAACAGACUCGGACAUCACAGAGAUGGAGACGUUGCCAUAUACAGAGCGUCCUGGGUGUGAGGCGGGGGGACCAGGGGCGGCUCGGGACGAAUGCGGACUCAAGGACACUGAUGUGGACACUGAAAGGAAAAAGGGGCAGCUGCAUACGUCAGGAGGAGUUUCGACUGAGGAGGAUGAUCCCCUCCGGCUCGUACGGGAAAUUUUCUUCAGCUGA
Molecule: messenger RNA, 537 nt
Organism: Menidia menidia (Atlantic silverside)
Lineage: Eukaryota; Metazoa; Chordata; Actinopteri; Atheriniformes; Atherinopsidae
Source: the annotation of a GenBank genome assembly